Molecule: messenger RNA, 216 nt
Organism: Bipolaris maydis ATCC 48331
Lineage: Eukaryota; Fungi; Ascomycota; Dothideomycetes; Pleosporales; Pleosporaceae
Source: RefSeq, a predicted model, not a curated record
AUGAAGUCCCUCCUCAUCGCAGCCCUCGCAUCGGUUGCUCUGGGGGCUCCCCCAGAUCCCUACCCAGCGCCCUGCGGACGAUCCGACCCCUCUGGAAUCUGCACCACCAAGCCAACCUGUUACGAAAAAGGCGGCUUUUGGGUGCAGCGGGAUUGCACCUUUUACAACGUGCUCGACAUCGGAUGCUGUUACUCUAUUCCCGACAAGAAGAACUGA